Molecule: messenger RNA, 273 nt
Organism: Trichomonas vaginalis G3
Lineage: Eukaryota; Parabasalia; Trichomonadida; Trichomonadidae
Exons: 1
Coding region: 1-273 (90 amino acids)
Source: RefSeq, a predicted model, not a curated record
AUGACCGAGCCUCGCGAGUCUACGCCAACAUCAGUUUUACCAAAGCUGAUCGCAGUGCUUAGUUUUUCAUCUCUAUGCCCAAUAGCAUUCGUAUUACUGUACAAAAUGGCUACAAAAACAUAUCAUUCUACACUUUUACACAUUUGCCUUUACUGCUCAGGAUCCACACUCCUUCUCCCAGCAUUAAUAUUCUUUUUCCGUAUGUACCAAAACCUUUUAGUUCCUAAGAACAUUUUGCCAGCAAUUCCUGAAGAUGAACUCUCAGAAGUGUAA